AUGUUUCAUUUCCCUCAGCUACGGAUUCUGAACAGUUUUAUCACUUUAUACACCUACAUUGCGUGGAAUGUGAGCAUGUUCAUAUACAUCGUCUACAGCAAUGCCGCCUAUGUCGAAGUGAAGCACUACAAUGAUGAUCUCGAAAAGCUUGAUGGAUCUUCUAUCGAUAUAGAAUCUGUUUUAUUGAGAGAAAUGGAUGUGUAUGGCAAAAUAUGUGACGUGGUCAGGGAAUUGGAUCGCAUUUUCAGGCUUUACGCUUUCAUCAUGCUUGCUAUCAUCAUUCCUUCAGUGAUUUUCACACUAAUGAUGCUAAAUCAGCGGAUUCAUGGUCUCAAAGAUCUGGUCAUAUGUUUGCCGUCAAUAGCUCUGUGUGUCUACAGCUUCCUGGCGGUCACCGCAGCACCUGCUAGAUUGCACGACGAGGUAAAAUGGGUCUUACAUCAACACGCACUCAGUUUUUUCGUUAAUUUUGUUAAUGCUCUCAUCUCAAUUGUGAAAGGUCAAUGA
This is a messenger RNA of Ostertagia ostertagi, 507 nucleotides long. The record is from the annotation of a GenBank genome assembly. NCBI's taxonomy places the organism in Eukaryota, Metazoa, Nematoda, Chromadorea, Rhabditida, Trichostrongylidae.